CACGCAGGUGGAUCGCGUUCUCGCCCAUUGCUCUUUCCACACCUCACACUCUCUCUCCCUUUACUGCCGCAACAACACUCACCAUGCCUCCUCACUCAAGGCUACACGGCGGAAGAUCUUGUCUUGCCCCUUCAUCCUGCCCCGCGGCGCUUGCCCGCUGACGACUGCAGCCCUCGGAAAAUGCCUCCGAACAGCAAGCGCGCGGCCCUCGCGAGCUCGCCGGCAGGUAAGUGCACGUGGACAGCAGCUGAGCAUGGCAGCCACCACCACCACCGCCACGCCUCCCUCGCGUUGACCGCACCGCUCACUCAUGGCGACAUGGCAGGUGUCAAGAAGAAGGACGGCGCCUUCACCCGCACCGGCCAGGCGUGCGACCGAUGUAAACUUCGAAAGAUUCGCUGCGACGCCCGUCUCGGCGGCUGCUCUCCCUGCCUGGUGAACAACUCCGAAUGCAAAACCACCGAUCGCAUCACCGGCCGCGCCACCGCUCGUGGCCACACCGAAACCCUCGAGAGCGAGAACACGUCGCUGAAGAGACACUUGCGGGCAUUGCAGCAGCAAUUAAGAGAGCAGGGCGUCGAACCGAAAGCCGCGCCUAAUGGGGCACAGCUGCACAUCUCUGCAUCAUCGGCAUACCUUGAGCACAAUGCGUCGCAGGACUCCUGGGCGGACACCAGCGGAGACGGCAGUUUCAACACCACCUCCACCUUCGCUGCCCGCGCCGCCGAUCGCAAGACCUCGCAGGCCUCUCUCCUGCCUGACUUCCGCCCGGGCUGCAUCGGCGACAAUUAUCUGGGCGUAUCGUCCGGCAAUGGCUGGCUCAGUCCCAUUGAAGGCACCUGUCUCGCUCUCUUCGGCAUGAAGAUCGACGUUGCCGAGUUUCUCCCACCCGAAUCCGACUCCAUGGCCUCCCCGCUCUCCUAUCGAACAUUCCUCGCCCAUGCCCUGGGCAAGUCGAAGCCGGUCAACGCCCCGCCGCUGCCCUCUUUCGAAGAGCUCACCUUCUACGCCGAUUGGUACUUCAAGAGCAUUCAAAUCUUCGUUCCCGUGCUCCACCGUCCGGAAUUCCUGAAAUUGAUCUCCGACAUCUUUCACGCACAGUAUCAACCAAAUCCCGCCGAGACGGUGAUGCUGCACAUGGUGGUGGCCAUCUUGCGAUUCCAGCUGUCGCUUCGCAACGGAGCGGAUCCGUCCAAUGACGAUUACAUGCAGCACUAUCACUACUCUCUCAGUCUCAUUCCCGACCUCAUCACUGGCCACACUCUUCAAGAUAUUCAAGCAUUGGUCCUCAUCUGUGCACAGCUCCGCGCACAGCCCAGACCCGGCGCCGCAUGGAUGUUCAUCAACGCCGUGUUUGGAAUCUGCGUGGAAAUCGGCCUUCACCGAUCCGCCGACAAUUGGCAGGACUCGGCGUCCGGACAAGACCCUCACACUGUCGAAAUGCGCAAGCGCAUCUUUUGGACAAUCCUGGUCUUGCACGUUGGUAUCGGUGGCAAACUUGGCCGACCAAUGCCUAUCCGACUCGAAGACAUUGACAUUGAGAUCCCUGAGCCUCAACCGGACAACAUGCCGUACGAUUCUCAUCUGUCGGCGUGGCAGAAGUGUUCCUUCAGGGCUGCAAUCCAGGGCUUCAAACUGCUUCAGAUCUUGAUGCAAGUGUACGCGACCAUCUACGCCAUUCGCUCAAGUCCGGAGCCGUACGAUGCCACCGUGGCCAGUAUCGAGAAGCAACUCAAACGAUGGAAGGAUGACUUACCCGCGGAACUGUCAUGUGGGCCGGACACGGUCAACGAGGACAUCACCCCAGCCCUCUACCUCGAGCUGACGGUGCAAUUCAUUCGACUGGUCUUGCACCAUCCAUCGCUCUGUCGGACGAUCUCUCCUCAGCUAUUGGCCAACAACGCCGAUGUCUGCCUUGAUGCAUGUGGUAAGACUCUUGCUCUUGCUAUGCAGCUCAAGAACCUCAACGCCUUGGACACGACGUGGAUGCAAACUACGGAUUUCCUCGCGGCCAUCUUCACCACCUUGUUUGUGCAUACGCAGAGGUCGGAGCAAAUCAGCUCGCGGGAUCUCCACCAAUUGAGACGGGAUAUGGACAGCUGGCUCGAUGUGAUGGGCGAGGCGGGCAGUCUCUUAGGUGCUGGAUCACGACUUCGAGAGGCGGUCAGACUGAUUGUAGACCGUGCUCUCGGCAUCGUCGCUCGCCGUCUUCCGGCAGAGAACACGGCUGGCGCCUUGGCCUCGGCGAGUCUACCGAACACUCCUACCGACGGAUCGUCCGCCUCCGACUUUGCGGGUACAGGUGCUCAGACCAAUGGACACCACCAUCCCAACCAUGGACUGGGGAUGCCACAUGUGGCACGCUCAUCGUUCUCCGGAAGUCAUUCCUCAGCCGAACAAGCGCAGCAAUCCUACCCACCUGCACCCUCCGUCUACCCGGAUACCCAAGCACAGCCCCUAGCGCAAUACCACCCCAACACUCUCACGCAGUUCAACACCUCCGUCUUCGACACCAAAGCCAACGUCGACACCCAGCUAAACCACGCCCAACCGCUGAUGCCCCAGCAGCAAACAGCUCUCCAACAACCUCACCACCACCCCGCAGGCCCAAACGGGACCCCCUACCCCCUCCAAACCCCCCAACAAGCCUACCUCUACUCUACUCCUCCCCCACCGCCCCAACACCAAAACACCUACCACCACCCCGACCCCCACCAACCCCUCGACAUGCUCAACUCCGGCCCCGCAGCAUGGCGCACCUUCGCCGACAGCAUGAUGACCAACAUGGGCGGCAUGGGCCCCGCGCCCUCGGACUUCAUGCACGCCGGGCCCGGCAAUCCGCUCAUGGGCAUGGGCGGCGAUGCGAAGUCCCUUCAUCCCGUGGACGUCGUCUCUGCUGGCGGCGGCCCGCACACCAACGGCGUCGGGGUGGGGGAUUUGGUCGGCGGAUUGCAGAUUGCUGGCGCGCCUCCGCCCUGGCCUUUGAGUCAGAUGGGGCACUUUACGACGGUGCAGGGCAAUGGGCAUUAGCUUGUUCUUUUCUUGAUGAUGACUUUGAACUUUUGCGAGUGAGCAAAUGGGGGUGAAUAGGGGAGUUCUGGGACUGGGAAUGAGGGAUGAUACCACUGUGCCGCUGGCCUUGAUUUAAGGACGGCGAUGGAUCCGAGGCGGCUUUUGUUUAUAAGAAGCGGAAUCGAUGUGAUUACGGUAUCUGAAGUCAAUUCUCCCACUUCUUUCAAGGAUCGGUUGUAU
This is a messenger RNA of Neohortaea acidophila, 3252 nucleotides long. RefSeq names its product fungal-specific transcription factor domain-containing protein. NCBI's taxonomy places the organism in Eukaryota, Fungi, Ascomycota, Dothideomycetes, Mycosphaerellales, Teratosphaeriaceae. The transcript is spliced from 3 exons. Gene Ontology annotation, molecular function: DNA binding; DNA-binding transcription factor activity, RNA polymerase II-specific; zinc ion binding. The record is from RefSeq and is a predicted model, not a curated record. The coding region runs from base 181 to 3030 and encodes 949 amino acids. Gene Ontology annotation, biological process: regulation of DNA-templated transcription; DNA-templated transcription.